AUGGGUCCUCAACGUCGAUUGGGAAUAUACAUUGGUUUUGAUUCACCAACUAUCAUUCGCUAUCUCGAACCUAUGACAAGAGAUACUUUUACAACACGCUUUGUGGAUUGUCACUAUGAUGAGACAUUCUUCCCACCGUUAGGGGGAGAAAAGACCGUUCCUGAAGAACGGCGUGACUUAGGUCGGAACAUAUCCAUUAUGUCUCAUCUUGACCCUCAUACAACUCAAAGUGAAAAUGAAGUACGAAAGAUUGUCCACCUUCAGCAAAUUGCUAAUCAAAUGCCAGAUGCAUUCACUGACACAGGAAAAGUGACAAAAUCACAUAUACCUGCAGCAAAUACACCAGCAAGGAUUGAUAUCCCAAUCGGAUUAACCAAUGUUGCAGCAAAUGAAUCAUCUACUGCACGCCUGAAGCGAGGUAGACCCAUUGGUUCGAAGGACUCAGCUACUAGAAAGCGAAAAUCAAAAGCAUAUUACAACCCCAAUGAAAACGCUCAUGAAGAUAUUAUUGGGAAAGAGAUUGACCUUGAACCUACAAUUCAUCCAUAG
Molecule: messenger RNA, 549 nt
Organism: Prunus armeniaca (apricot)
Lineage: Eukaryota; Viridiplantae; Streptophyta; Magnoliopsida; Rosales; Rosaceae
Source: the annotation of a GenBank genome assembly